AAGGACAAAAUCUUGUCAACUGAACCCUAAAACUUAUCAGCGGAGCCCGGGCAUAUCUUCUCCUUUACUUUCAGCUAGCAGUCCAGUUUCUGCUUUCCCUCUCCGAUCUCCAUAGCAAAGCGGUAAGGGAAAAAAUGCUGGACCCAAAUCUAUUUCGAGAAGACAAGGGCUUCAACCCUGAAGUCAUCCGAGAAUCUCAAAGGAGGCGUUUUGCUGACCCUGGUGUGGUUGACGAGGUCAUUAAUCUCGACAAAGAGUGGCGUCAGCGUCAAUUCGAGCUUGACAAUUUGCGUAAAGAGUUCAACAAGAUCAACAAAGAAGUAGCCAAGCUGAAGAUAGCAAAACAAGAUGCAAGUGAGUUAAUUAAGAGUACUGAAGAGAACAAGAAAUUGACUGCAAAAAAAGAAGAAGAAGUGCAAGUAGCCCAGGCAGAACUAUAUAAAAAACUUGAAAGUAUUGGAAAUCUUGUGCAUGACUCAGUUCCAGUUAGCAAUAAUGAGGACAAUAAUGCUAUCAUUCGUCAUUGGGGCGAUAAGAGAACUGAACCGGGGCUCAAAAACCAUGUUGAGCUUGUGAAGCUUCUUGGAAUUGCUGAUUUGGAGAAAGGUGCAAAUGUUGCUGGAGGUAGAGGUUACUAUCUGAAAGAUGAUGGCGUUGAUCUAAACCAAGCAUUAAUCUCUUUUGCACUUCGUUUUUUGAAAACAAGGGGGUAUUCUCGAUUACAUACUCCAUUCUUUAUGAGGCAAGAUAUCAUGGGAAAAUGUGCUCAACUUGCACAAUUUGAUGAAGAGCUUUAUAAGGUCACUGGUGAGGGAGAGGAUAAAUAUCUUAUUGCAACAGCUGAACAGCCUCUCUGUGCUUAUCAUAUGGAUGAUUGGAUCCACCCCUCGAAACUGCCACUAAGGUAUGCUGGAUAUUCGUCAUGCUUCCGUAAAGAAGCUGGUUCACACGGACGCGACACCCUUGGCAUUUUCCGUGUUCACCAAUUUGAAAAAGUUGAGCAAUUUUGUAUCACCAGUCCGAAUGGAAAUGACUCCUGGGACAUGCAUGAGGAGAUGCUCAAGAACUCAGAGGACUUCUUCCAACAGCUAAAGAUUCCCUAUCAAGUAGUUUCAAUUGUCUCCGGUGCAUUAAAUGAUGCUGCUGCAAAAAAGUAUGAUUUAGAGGGAUGGUUUCCUGCUUCUGCCACAUACAGAGAACUUGUUUCAUGCUCAAACUGCACCGAUUACCAAUCAAGGAAAUUGGAAAUUCGUUAUGGGCAGAAAAAGGGAAACGAGCAGUCGGCUAAACAAUAUGUUCAUUUGUUGAACUCAACCCUGACAGCAACAGAGAGGACAUUGUGUUGUAUCCUUGAGAACUACCAAAGGGAGGAUGGGGUGGAGGUCCCUGAAGUAUUGCAACCUUUCAUGGAUGGUGUGACUUUCCUUCCAUUCAAGAGCAUCCCAAAUGACAAAGGGAAAAAGUCGAAAUAGACAUUAGUAUAAGCUUCUGAACCAGAAACAAAGCCUUUUGAACAAUCACCGACUGUUUAUGUGGUCUCAUGGCAUCUGAUUUCAGACGCCGUUUUUGCACAAUAUAAUGUAGUAUAACUUAUUCUGCUUGGUUUGGGAUGAAUAGAGAUUUUGUUGAUUUUAUAUGUGCAUUUUUAUGCAAACUCAUUAAAUUGUUUAAUACGGAGUAUGACAUUACGGGUGCAUAUAUAGGCUUACAUGUC
Molecule: messenger RNA, 1714 nt
Organism: Cuscuta europaea
Lineage: Eukaryota; Viridiplantae; Streptophyta; Magnoliopsida; Solanales; Convolvulaceae
Source: the annotation of a GenBank genome assembly